AGAAAGGGAGGAGAGGAACAUGAUGACUUUAAAAAAAACCAUUAUCCUCCUUUUUGAGUCCUUCGAAUUGGGGUAUUUAAUUUUAGGGGAUAUCAAAGACACAUUGUGAUUUUUAAAUGUAAAUGGACAAAAAUGAUCAGCUCUAAUUCCUGUAUUUAUAACUCUCAAAAGAAGCUCUAAUUCCUUCGACCAUCCUUUGCGUCAUUCAGGAGUAGCCGCAAGCCCGCAAUCCUCUUUCAAACAUGGAUCAAAUUAAUCAGCUCGCAGCAUAAUCGACAAUCGUUGUGCAGAAAGGUUUCCUGCCACCUCCUAGUUUGAAUCGGGUGUUUUCUUAUGGGAAAAGUGAACAAGGAGUGCAAAGUAACCGGAUUUUUUUAGGGGUUUAGGCCCUAAACCAAAUGAGAUUUCUUUUCCGCUGUUCCAAAUGAGGGAGAUGGAUCACAAAACACCCGUAGGAUGGUGUAACAUGGUGCAAAACAUGGUAGCUCACGUUCUUUGCCUUGUUGUUCAAUGGCACUUCUUUCAAAUGUGUUAUGCUAAAAGAAAAAUAACAUAUACCAUGAGCUCAGGAAGAGAACGAAAUAGAGAAGAAACAAUGAUGCAUAUUAUGAGUAGUGAAGAAGGUCGCAAUAUAGUGAGUAUGGGACCAGUAGCAUUUCUUGGGUUAUCUCAAAUGUUAGAGAGGCAAUGCUACUUAAAACCUACACGAUGGGCAAAUGUUGAAGAAUAACUUGCAAAAACAUUAUAUGUACUAACACAUGGUGCCAAGAGUCGUGGGUGAACUUCUGGUUUCGACGUUCUGGAGAAACUAUUAGUCGUCACUUUAAAUAGGCUAUUGCGAUGUGGAGGGAUUAUAGACAGUAUUUUAAUAAAUACAAUGCAAUGUUUACAUCUUAGAUGUAGUUAACUCUACUUAUUUGAAUCAUAAGUCAUUGUGACCUAAACUUUAACAAUUGUUAUUAGUUCUUUUUUAAUAAUAGAUUUAAGGUUUGAUGAUAUAUAUUUUUUCUAGAUAACAUGGCUCCAAAAAACAAUGACUCUAGUGAUGGAAGCUCAUUAAAAAUGCUAAUUUGGACGCCUACUAUGGAUGAAACAUUGGUUGAUGCAUUCCUGAGUCAGUAUAAUAUAGGACUCAAGGUUAACAGCACUUUCAUUACCAAGGCGUACGAAAACAUUCUGGCUGAAAUGAAAAGAACUUAUGACAUAAAAAUUGAAAAGAGCCAAAUAAAGAGUCG
Molecule: messenger RNA, 1235 nt
Organism: Cuscuta europaea
Lineage: Eukaryota; Viridiplantae; Streptophyta; Magnoliopsida; Solanales; Convolvulaceae
Source: the annotation of a GenBank genome assembly